CCGCUCCCGCCGCCUCCCCCCUCCCCCGUGUUGCUCCAGCUCCGCGCCGCCGCCAUGCCGUUCCUCGGGCAGGACUGGCGCUCCCCCGGGCAGAGCUGGGUGAAGACGGCCGACGGCUGGACGCGCUUCCUCGACGAGAAGAGCGGCGGCUUCGUGGGCGACCUCAGCAGCUUUUGUAAAAAGGAUGAUCACAACAAAGAGAAUCUCUUCAACAGCCUGAACUAUGAUGUUGCUGCCAAGAAGAGAAAAAAAGACCUGCUAAAUAACAAAGCCAAGACACAAUAUUUCCACCAGGAGAAGUGGAUCUAUGUUCACAAGGGAAGCACAAAAGAGCGCCAUGGUUAUUGCACCCUGGGAGAAGCCUUCAACCGGCUUGACUUCUCCAGUGCUAUCCUGGACUCCAGGAGAUUCAACUAUGUCGUGAGGCUGUUGGAGCUGAUAGCAAAGUCUCAGCUGACGUCACUGAGUGGCAUUGCCCAGAAAAACUACAUGAACAUUUUGGAAAAAGUGGUGCAGAAAGUCCUUGAAGAUCAGCAGAACAUCAGGCUAAUACGGGAAUUGCUGCAGACCCUCUACACAUCCCUCUGCACGUUAGUUCAACGAGUUGGCAAGUCUGUCCUGGUUGGAAACAUCAACAUGUGGGUGCACAGGAUGGAGAGCAUUCUCCACUGGCAGCAGCAACUGAACAACAUUCAGAUCACCAGGCCUCCCUUUAAAGGAACCACUUUCACUGACCUGCCGUUGUGUUUACAAUUGAACAUCAUGCAGCGACUGAGUGAUGGCAGGGACCUGGUCAGCCUUGGUCAGGUGGCUCCUGACCUGCAAGUCCUCAGUGAAGACCGGCUGCUAUGGAAGAAACUCUGCCAGUACCACUUCACAGACAGACAGAUUCGCAAACGGCUGAUCUUGUCUGACAAAGGACAGCUGGAUUGGAAAAAGAUGUACUUCAAGCUUAUAAGGUGCUACCCACGGAAGGAGCAGUAUGGUGACACACUGCAGCUGUGCAGGCACUGCCACAUCCUCUCCUGGAAGGGUACUGAUCACCCCUGCACAGCCAACAACCCAGAGACUUGCUCCACCUCUCUUUCACCACAGGAGUUUAUCAACUUGUUCAGGUUCUGAACUUGGGUCACCGCAGCUUAUGUGAUUCUUACAGGACACUUUAUGCCGCUGAGCUUGGACACUCCAUUUGUAAAUAGUGUAAAUAUUCGUGUUUGUUGGAAGCUCCUGAGUCAAGGAACAAGAAGAUCUUGGAGGUGAAAGGUGAAAUUGCUCACUGACAUGCAGCACUUAAAGAAUACAGACUUCCACAGGACUGGUGUAUAAAUACAGCGUGUUGUACAGAGUCCCUUUUUUAUCAUCAGAGUACAAUAUACAGGGCAAAAAACUUCUUUUUUUUUUGUUUUUUUAGAAGUUAAAAAUGAAUUUGCCCCACAACCAUUUGAGAACUCUUUUGGUUUGUUUCUAAUAGAAAGAAAGCAAUACUAGGCUAGGACUGUUGAACUGUUCCUCCAUCUGGUUUUAUUUAGCAUACAUAUUUAUAAAUAUGACGUUUUAAAAAUAUUUAUGAAAAUAUCCCUGUGACAAGUUUAAUAAUACUUUUAUGCUUUUAAAAGGACACAUUCUGAAAUACUUAGGAUAGAACUCUAGCCUACUUGCAAGACAGAAUCGCAACAUACCACGUUCUACCUCUAACAGAUUGAGUAUUUUCAAACAAAAAUCCAGUGUACAAUGUGAACUUUUGUAUUUUGUACAAUGAUUUAAAGGGAAAUGCUUGUGAUAGUAAGCAUCUUUUCUUGUAUUAGUGCUUACCUCUUUACAUUAGUUUUCUCGCUCUACUCAGUGCUUGAAUGCCUAGAUGAUAGGCACCGUAUAAAUACCUAAGACUUUACUCCAUCCUCUUUUAAUUUGUUGGCUUUUUGAAAGACCAAGCAAAAGGGAAAGGAGAAGCCACAAGGAUGACUAUUAUCUAUAAGGGAGGAAGUUCUAUAAUAGGGGAAACAAAGGACUGGAUUUAAUCUCAUAAGGUAAAUUUGUAUCAGCUCCACUGGGUUGAUUGCACUGGUUGAAAUCCCAAGUAAGGUUAGAAUCUGGUUUUUUUAAGCCCAUGUUUUCCAACAUAAACACUGCUCUGUAUUCCCACUGCUGUCAAGUGAAUUCAGUCAUCCUGGAGCUGGUAAAAUAUAGGGAGAACUGGGCCAUUGAAUCUUGUGAAAUGAUGCGGUUUUUAGUCACUGGAAGACUGGCAACAAAAUGUUUAGUUUCAGACUGUUGGAGUUUAGGGAGUGAUUAUUUAGUAGCCAGGACUGGGUUCAGCAAGGGAUUUCUGACACAGCACUUGACACAUCUUUGGUUACUUCUCCACGCCGGUGGCAAGGACCCAAAGAUCCUAAUACCUUCUGCUUCCAGUGCUAAGCUGCUUUAUGGGAUCUUCUAACCCUAAACUAGAGCUAAAUUUUCAGUCCUGCAGAGUAAGGGGCUUCACUUUUCCCCACGGUGGAGCUUGAAGAAUCCAGCUCAUACAGAGCCAUUUGAAAACCUGCAGUGGAAAGGUUUUGCUGUUUGCCAGUAGAUUUCCUGUAUAGCACUUUCUCUGUGCAUGAUGUAAGCAGGAUACCUCGGAAGGGUAAAUACUUAGUGGGUUGUGUGUGACUAUGUACGAAGAAUUGUGAGGAAGAGGAGUACUCAGGACAAUUCAGGAAGAACUACUUGAGUUAAUUAUUGUUAAAUAUUCUGUUCCUUUUUUUACAUUUUUAUAACUGACUUUCAACACUUUUCUGCAGCUGUUUGUAUUUAAAAAUAAUAGUAUUUGCAUUUUUGCAAACUAAAUCACUUUGCAUACUCUUGGAAGAGACACGGAAAGGGAAAAAAGCUGCCUCUAGAUGGAGCAGUGGGGAACAGGGGAGAAAAACAAGGAAAAUGCUGACAAGAACUUCCCUUCUCCUGCCACCUAACAGCAAAUCCAAGUUUUUGCUCUUUCAGAGAGCUCUGUGAGUCUGUGCCACCCUUAGCCAUGGCCCAGAGCUCAUCAGCCUCCAGAGCUGAGGAGAAAAUGUGCAGGAUAGGGAGCUUUAUCUUGAUGUUGAUGCCCCUCCAUCAGUUUGACUGCUGGUGGAAAGCAUAAGCCUGUGAUCAUAAUCAUGUCAACUGAAAGUGAUUUAAAAGCUGUUACCUUGGAAAAAUAAACUUGUGCUUGUCUUGGGGGAUGUUCGUGAGUGAAGGAGGCCAGUUUUUGUUUUCAUUCCCGCAUUGAUGGUGGGUAGACAAGGCUGAAAUCUGGCUUGCUGAGCGAGGACACUAAGAACAGAAACUUGCAAGUGAAGUGAGUGGAGCAUUGUCACUGAAUUGAAUUUGAAGGGUCCAGUAGCUCCUUUUUCCAGCAGUGAGAGGACCUGUCCCUCUUGACAUCUUCUGUUUCCAGCUCUGACUUGUGGUUGGUUUGUUUCACAGUUUUGUCUCUGCCACCCAUCAUGAGCCAACUUGUUGUGAUGGGAAGCAAGAGUAUUUUGGUAUGAAAUGCUGGGGGGUUAUGCCCAGUCUGCAUCUGUGUUGAGCAGAUGACACCCACUGUGUGAGAUUGUGACACUGAGUGAAUGUUAAGCUCAGGUUUGAAUCUGGCCUGCUGCAUUCCCUGUACAGCAAGACUGAAAAUCCCAGCAUUGAGCUGCAAUUGAGGAAUGUCUCAGGUGGAGCCAUUGCCUCUAUCAACUCUUCACUUGCCUUGAGCGAAGAGUUUAUUCUGUCUUCUGCCCAGAGAGCGUGGAUCAUGCUGACAAUAGAUUUACUGUGCAACUGAGGCUCCUAUUUAUAAAACUUAUUUCAAUUAGUGUGUUUUUUACUUCUUAGCAUUGGAAGGGUCGAAGUGCUGAAGCUGAUUUGUUAAUACAUAGACACGUGUGUUGCUUGUGUGGGGUCUUAAGAUAUUGCUGUUGGUGUCCAAACCAGCAGAACACCAAGCAACUGCUGUACUGGAGAACAAAACAGGCUAAGCAAAAAGCAAUAUAAUAAGGCUUAUUCAGUUACUGCCUCAGUCAUUACUGUCCUGCUGCAGCAACUGUCAAAGAAGACCUUGGUCUCUUUGGAGGCUCAUUGUUUCUCAAGUGGCUGGUACAGGGAGAUGUUGUGGUGAAUUCAGUCCUCUUGGUUUGUAUUUAGAACAAAAUGCUGUUGCAUCCAAAUACCUUAGUCUAACCAUUUAUAAACAAAGCAAUCAGUAUUUUAGCAGUGCAAAGGCAUCUGCUUGGCUGAGGAUGGCAGAGUAACAAAACUGACAGUGAUAACAGGGGCUUCCAGGCAGGAUGGUUUUAAGGCUGCUGUGAUGCAAAAAGGACCUCUUUAUUUUAAGACAAUUGUGGCAAAGCUGCUGUUGAAGGGAAAACAGACUUUUGCUUGUAUUUUGGAAAUAAUAGGAUGUUCUUUUCAAAUGACAUUUCACCUUCCAGUCAGUUGAUGCAUUCCCAUUAGACAUGCAUCAGUUCUUAUACUAGGAAAGGAGAGUUUUUUCCUCUCUUUGGGGUUUUCUCUUGCCAGCAUAUCCAGAAAAAUCUCACUGUCUUCAGAGGAUGUGUUAAACUAGUACAGCAACAUAGAACAUGGUGCUGUGAAGAGAAAAAAUAUAGAUCCAUGCUAGGGAGUAGGCUUAGGAAGGGAGAGAUCUCAGAGAUCUGUUUCAGCUUUCUAGAGGAGGGAGUUGUUUGGAGUUUGUUUUGAUGUGAUAGCCAUUUCAAGAGGCACAGUUCCAGCUGUACAUACCUUAAGCCAUUUAUACUAACUGCGGUAUGCUAAAGUUUGAUCAUAAAGAGUGUGUACCUCCUCUUAUGUUUUUUUGUUGUUUUGUUUUUUUUUUUUAACUGUGGGAAUUUCUAGAUCCUUUUAUUAUGUAAAGUGAUUAGGAAAAUAUGUAUUGCUCUGAAGACAUUGCUUUGUAUGUAAACAUUUAAUUGCACCCUGCCACUUUCUGUAUAUGGGAAUAUAUUUUUUAUUAUUUGCCCCUGGCUUUUGAACUGUUUGUAUUCCCAUUUCUGUUUGACUUCAAUUUUUCUUGUGAAUCUGUCACCUUCUAGAACAUAUGCAGGUACUAAACCAGCUUCUCCUGCCUGGAAAAUUCCUUGGCCUUCAGUAGCUCAAAUUUCAUUUAGAGCAGGAACGUUUCAAAUUCUGUUGUGUAGCAAACAAAUCAGGUGUGCUGUUUCACACUGAUCUCCUGGUCGGUACAGCAAACCAGCGUUGUCCUCCUUUAGUUUUUACAAACCUGUUGCACGGCUACCCUGUAGAUCAGCACCUUGCCAAAAAGACAUACCUUUAAAUUAAAAUGCCUCUCUUUCUAGCUGGCCUGUUUGCACAAGCAUAGGCCCUGUGGAGCUGAUGGCUCAUCAGGUUGUUACAGACUCCCUCGUACAAGGUUUGGGACCCUGGUGUUCUGCUUGUACUGUGUGUCUCAGCCCCCUGGUUAUAGUGAUGCUGGUUAAAGGCUCUGAAGCUGUGAUCAGCCAUCCACACAGCUGUCAGCACGUGGCUGCUGGGCUCCCUGAGUGUCUUUACCAGCACCUAAUUUCUAUUCUGUGUCUUCCUCCAGUGAUUUCACUGGUGGCAAAUCGGCUUUGCAGGAUCUGGCCCUAGGGAGAGCAAAUCCAUUUUGUCCUUGACACAUGCAGUCUCUAUUACAUAAAUACCUGGAACACCAGAGAAAUUCCCCCUUUAUUGACCAAGUGUUACUGCUUCUCCUCCUGGGAGGGCAACUGAGGGUAGAACUUGCAUUUUUUUAGCCAUCAUGUGCUGCACAGAAUGCUAACAGCUCUGCUAUCAAGAGAGCAUUUUAAUUUGAAAUAGCAAAGACGCUCAUCUUUAGGAACUAAUCUACAGUAAUUAUAAAUAUGUACUUAUAUAUGGAAGAGAGCGUGUGUUCUGUUUUGUUUUUCCUUAAAGUUGUAACUAGAGAUGAUAUGAAGUGAAAGGCAUCCCUUAUAUAAGACUUCUGUUUAAUAUUAUUGUGUGGUUAAAAUCCUUCCAUUAUGAAUUUGCACACUUUUUUUCCUCUUCCCUUGCAUGUUCAACUCUGAUUUUUACAGCUGUUCUGUGCAGACAGUAAUGUAUUUUUGUAAAACAUUUUUGACACUGAAUUGCAAUAAAUGUUCAAACAAUGUGAACCACA
This is a messenger RNA of Empidonax traillii (willow flycatcher), 6151 nucleotides long. It is a transcript of the gene FBXO32, whose product is annotated as F-box protein 32. Gene Ontology annotation, molecular function: protein binding. The transcript has 9 exons. NCBI's taxonomy places the organism in Eukaryota, Metazoa, Chordata, Aves, Passeriformes, Tyrannidae. The record is from RefSeq and is a predicted model, not a curated record. Gene Ontology annotation, cellular component: nucleus; SCF ubiquitin ligase complex; cytoplasm. Gene Ontology annotation, biological process: protein ubiquitination. The coding region runs from base 55 to 1122 and encodes 355 amino acids.